AUGAUAAAAUUUUGUUUUCCUCUGGCCACACUGCUCCUGUACGCUCUAAAGACAACCCAUGGGUAUAACGUAAUAGAGAACAACACCAAUUUUCUGUUUAACACUAAAGAUGCGCAGGUGGGGGGACAUAUUUUUCAGGGGAGGAACUUGAGCAAAGCCGGGGGGGGAGAAGCUGAAUGGGUAGAGUUGCCUCGAAGCGGUAGCGCCCUGGAUAGUGCCGCAGCGUUUUUGAAGAACAGCUGGGCGGAGCAGGACGGUUUGAGCAGCGGUGUGCAAAGUGGCGAUGUGCGACGCGGCGGUGUGUACCAUUUCGGAAGUGGCGACCGCGGCGAGGAGAGCCCAACCAGCCAAGCUCCCCAGAAAGGUGCCCAUCAGGACGCCCAGCGAAACGGGGGAGGGGGCGAUGCAGAGGACGACCGAUCCAAACUCUUCAAUCUUGCCAUGGAGCUCAAAGACGGAUCAAACAACAGGAAGAAAAACAUAAACAAAAGCAUAAGCAUAUUCGAGCAACUUGUCCUCGGGAAGAAAGACAAUAUAACCUCAUCGUCCUACUAUGAACUGGGAAAAAUACACUUCAUUGGGUACCAGAACUAUUUUUUUUCCUACAAGAGGAAUUUAAAGCUGAGCAUUCACUUCCUGGAGAGAGCCAGUCGAAUGAAGAACCCAGCCGCUCUCCACUUUCUAGCUUUCAUUUACUUUUUCGAGUUUAACGUGGAGGGGGAGAGUAAUACCCACAAUGGUGCUGAUAAGUCUGAGCAGAAAAAGAGCCACUCACAUGGGGAGGAAAAGGACGGGGAAAACCCCCCUGGGAAGAAGAAAAAAACACACAUGGGGAUGAGGAACGCGAAGAGGAAAUACCUCUCCAGGGGAAAGACCAAUAGCAGCAGCCUCACACGUAGUGACUCCCCAGCGAGCCACAAUCAGACGAGGAUAAAUCCGUUGGUCAGAACUGCAAUGGAGUAUGAAUUGCAGGCAUGCGCACUGGACUACACGCCGUCCAUUCUAACGAUCGCUUAUAGGUACCUGUACGGGAUUAACCUCAAAAACAGUUGUGAAAAGGCAAAGGACUACUACAAGAGCGUAGCGGAGAGAGUUAUGAAUUCAGAUUAUAUCAAUGUGCCUCUUUCCGAGAUGGAUGUGUUGAAUGUAGAGAAUCUGACGAUGCAGAGUGAAAUCAAUAAUAUGAAGGAUAACGAGGAGGACGUUUUGGAGUUUCUAAACGAACAGAUAAAAGGGGGAGACGUUAUGGCUAUGUAUGAUUUGGGAAAGAAAUAUAAAGAAGAGCGUAACUUCAGCAAAGCAUUUGAGUAUAUUAGCGAGGCGUCUAAGAAGAACAACGCGCUGGCGCAGAAGGAGCUAGGAAUCAUUUAUCUUUAUGGCUAUGGCACGGAGAAGGACGUGAGGAAGAGCAUCGAGAGCUUCUCCAAGGCCGCCGCCGCAGGAGACGUGGAAUCCAAGUGCUACCUCGGCUACAUAUACUAUUUCGUGGACGAGCACAAAGAUGUGCAGAAAGCGCUGAACUACCUCGUCGAGGCAGCGAAGCAUGACUACGGGGAAGCCUUCUUCUUCCUAGCAGAAAUCAUCCUGGACGUGUCUAUCAGAAAGCACCACAUCGGGGACCAAGUCUACCACACCAUCUUCAAGUUGUAUGAGCACGCGGCCGACCUGGGGUAUGUGCAGGCCUACUUCCGCGAAGCCCAGCUAUACGAAAUAGGGAAGGGGGUGCAGGCAUCCUGCCUGAAUGCGGCCCUGUCGUACAAAUUUGUCGCAGAGAGCACCAUGUGGACUAACCAAAUUAGGGAGGGCAUGAACUACUACGUGCAGAAGGACUACGUGAAGGCCUUCUACACAUACGCCCUGGCCGCGUACGAAGGAUACGAAGUCGCACAGAGUAAUUUGAUUUAUAUUUAUAGAAGGAACCGCUUUACCAGCUUCAUCAAGCCAGAGAAGAUCAUGCAGAUACUGCACCUCAUGUAUAAGCAGGGCAAUUACAAAGCCUUGUACGAAAUUGGGAAGAUAUACCAUAAGGAGAAUAAGGACAGCGUGUCAGUUAGCUACCACAGGUUAGGGCUAAACAAAGGAGACCUGCGUAACCUUGUCCCUCUGUCUGUAUACUACGAGAAGAAUAUGGAUCCGGAUAGGGCCCUCAAAUACCUCAACUACUUCCUGAAGCAGAGGACGAGGGAGAAACCUUCCAGCACCACUAAAGUGGAGAGAAUGAGAUCCAUCCUUGAAAGCUCCUUAUUCUACUUUCGUAAGUUUAAGUUACUUUUUAAAAGUUUCUAUUCGUCAAGACAGAAAAAAGGGAGUGGCACGUGA
Plasmodium inui San Antonio 1 is the source of this 2319-nucleotide messenger RNA. RefSeq lists its product as hypothetical. Gene Ontology annotation, biological process: ERAD pathway. NCBI's taxonomy places the organism in Eukaryota, Apicomplexa, Aconoidasida, Haemosporida, Plasmodiidae. The transcript is spliced from 4 exons. Gene Ontology annotation, cellular component: endoplasmic reticulum membrane. The record is from RefSeq and is a predicted model, not a curated record. Bases 1 to 2319 code for a protein of 772 amino acids. Gene Ontology annotation, molecular function: protein binding.